This is a messenger RNA of Gavialis gangeticus (Gharial), 3127 nucleotides long. RefSeq names its product solute carrier family 16 member 12 (gene SLC16A12). Gene Ontology annotation, biological process: transmembrane transport; monocarboxylic acid transport. The coding region runs from base 137 to 1609 and encodes 490 amino acids. NCBI's taxonomy places the organism in Eukaryota, Metazoa, Chordata, Crocodylia, Gavialidae. The record is from RefSeq and is a predicted model, not a curated record. The transcript has 6 exons. Gene Ontology annotation, molecular function: monocarboxylic acid transmembrane transporter activity.
UGUUUCUUUUGGGUUUUUUUCAGAUGGCAAGUAAGCCUUGUGCCAGGUAAAAUUCCAGGCAUACUCAGCAUGUCAGCUGGAAUAAGUCCCUUACAGCGGUUCAAGAAAAAGGAAUAAAAGAAUCACUUCCACAGCUAUGGCCACACCAAGGAAGGUUCUGCAUUCCUCCCCUCCCGACGGAGGCUGGGGAUGGAUGAUUGUUGUUGGCUGCUUUCUGGUUACUAUCUGCACUAGGGCUGUGACAAGAUGCAUCUCAAUAUUUUUUGUGGAAUUCCAAACCUACUUUGCUCAGGAUUAUGCCCGAACAGCAUGGAUCCAUUCCAUCGCAGACUGUGCUACAAUGCUCUGCGCCCCACUUGGAAGUUUUAUCAGUAAUCGUGUGUCCUGUCAAGUGGGCAUCAUGCUGGGAGGAAUGCUUGCAUCUACAGGACUAAUCCUGAGUUCAUUUGCCACAAGCCUGGAGCACCUCUACCUGUCACUAGGAGUUCUUACAGGGCUUGGAUUUGCACUCUGUUAUUCUCCAGCCAUAGCAAUGGUGGGCAAAUAUUUCAACAAAAGGAAAGCACUGGCUUAUGGGAUAGCCAUGUCAGGGAGUGGCAUCGGUACCUUCAUUCUGGCUCCUGUGGUCCAGCUCUUAAUUGAACAGUUUUCCUGGCGUGGAGCAUUACUAAUCCUGGGAGGUUUUGUUUUAAACCUCUGUGUCUGUGGUGCUUUAAUGCGGCCUAUUACUCUUAAGGAGGACCAUGAAAACCCUUCUGAAUUGCAUAAACAGGAAUAUGUCUCCAAAGCACAGAAGCAAGACUUAAAGCAGAUAUCCAUGUGUUCACCUUUAAUGAAAGAAUGGUCCCAUGAAUGUCUAUGUCAUUGCUCAUGGCAGGAGUACAACUUUUUGCUGAUGCCAGACUUCAUGGUGCUAGCAGUGUCUGUUUUGUUUAUGGCAUAUGGUUGUAGCCCUCUCUUUGUCUACCUAGUGCCGUAUGCUCUGAGUGUUGGUGUAAGUCAUCAGGAGGCUGCUUUCCUUAUGUCUAUACUUGGUGUCAUUGACAUCAUUGGCAAUAUCACCUUUGGAUGGCUAACAGACAGAAGGUGUCUGAAGAAGUAUCGACAUAUUUGCUACCUCUUUGCUGUGGGAAUGGAUGGCCUCUGUUGUCUCUUCCUACCUGUUCUCCAAAGCUUCCCUCUGCUUGUGCCUUUCUCAUUUACCUUUGGGUAUUUUGAUGGAGCCUAUGUAACACUGAUUCCUGUUGUGACAGCAGAUGUGGUUGGAACUCCUUCCUUAUCAUCAGCCCUAGGCGUGGUGUAUUUUCUUCAUGCAGUACCAUACCUACUGAGUCCACCCAUUGCAGGUUGGCUGGUGGAUACAACUGGCAGCUACACUGCAUCAUUCCUUCUCUGUGGAUUUUCUAUGAUAUUCAGUUCAAUACUACUAUGCUUUGCAAGACUAGCAAAGAAAAUCAAAAGAACACACUUGAGGUCACUUGCCAAAGAUGCUAAUAUCAAGCAGCAAAUUUGGACAAAUGGAACAAUAGCUUAUUCUGUAGCAGGUGAAUUAGACCAAAAGGAUGUGGAAAUGUUGGCCAUUGACACAAACAGCUACUGCAAUAGAUGACAGGUAUCAUCAAGUUUCUAUAGAAAACACUGCUAUGACUAGUGGCUGCAUGUAUUGGAAACAUCUCCAUCGAAAACAUAUUUCCCAAUAAAACAAAAGAAAUAAAUCAUCUAUCAACCAAAUUUUCUGUCAUAUUUUAGUAGUAUAAAAAUAGUCAAAUAAAACCAAGGAAAGCUCUCCAUUUACAGUGUCUAUAGGAUGAUUUCUAAUUCAAUAAUGCUGGCUCCACAGAUAACAAAAAUGAACUACUCAGGUAAUUGAUCAUAAUCAGAGGUAAUUUACAUGACAGUCAAGAAGCAAAACUGAUAGAAUUUAUGGUGAAACAAUUUUUAAAACAGUGCCUAUGAAAUAUGCUUUUCAGUGUUAAUCAGGGGACUAGUUUAAAAAAGUUUGAAAUUUAUCAGCAAUUGUCAAACUCUUUGAAAACAACUACAAUAAUCACUGUCAUUGUAAGAAACUGCUGGAAAACGGUAUUCUAUUUCGCAUAUAUUAUUAGCUGAACAAGUCUCUGAAGCAGCUUUAAUUUACAUGGUGCCUAAAUUUUCUGUGUAACUCGAAUGUGUUUUUAUAUGAAACACAGUUCUCAUGACUUUCUCCCCAACUCUGUUGAUCAAAUGUUGCCAACACCAAUAUGAAAGUUCCCUGGAGCCUCAAUUUCUGAGGGAUAACGUUCCAGCCAAGCUCUUUCAGACAAUAUCCUGUGCUGCUGUUCCAUGUCUGAGAAGGUCUGAGGAAGUCCGUGACUGCCUACCAGCCUGGCUUUGGAGAUCAGAAGGCUUAGGCUGUCUUUCCAGUGCGGUAAUGCAUGCAGCUGUGCAGAUGUACAUGUAAAGCGGCUGAAGCAGAUGCUGAUAGGCUGGAAUGCAUAUCUGACGCAGAGGCAGAUUGUGUGGCCUGCAUACUCCACAAGAUGGCAAAUCUCCCCUUGUAAAAACAGCAACCACUAAGGAAAUGUGGGGAUCAGUGCUCACAGACAGCUGAGGAACCUCCCUCUCCACAUCUCACUAACAGCCACAGCCUGCUGUUGGAGGCAGAUAAGCACUCAGGAUUGUAAUGACAGGUUCUUCUCUGUCAAGUUCAGUGGCCCAGAUCCUCAGUCGGUGCGUCGGCUGUGUGGGACAGGAGACAACAGCUGAUCUUGGAUGCUUAUUGAAGCUCAUUGUGUUGGGAAAGGAAUACAGUUGCAGGCUUCAUAAAAGCCAUUGAAGGAGUAGCUUGAGGACUAUAUUAAAUGAUGGUACACUUAAACAUUUCCCAAAUGUUGAUGAUAUUACAAAUGGGUGCCACUCUGAUCCCUUCCCCAUGCCUGAUCUGCUUCUUGCCCUGUGCUCCCUGCACAACCUGCUGCCCUGCUUUCUGCUUCCUGCCCUAUCUGCCAGUGUGCUGCCUGUACCCUCACUUAUCUGCCAUGUGCCACACACAGAGGCUGGCUCUACCAAUUCUGGUAUGCACUGUAGGUUGGCCACCUAUGAUUUAAAACAAAAGUAACAAAUAAAAAGAUACAGCUUUGGGGCACUA